Molecule: messenger RNA, 426 nt
Organism: Funneliformis mosseae
Lineage: Eukaryota; Fungi; Glomeromycota; Glomeromycetes; Glomerales; Glomeraceae
Source: the annotation of a GenBank genome assembly
AUGGUAACAGAACGUAAUGGUAUACACAUGUUUACAGCAAAACUUGCUGUUGCUAUUAAUGCAGUUUUACAAGCCAAAGAAUUUACUAAGGAUUUAAGCGUUGAAUCAGGAAAGAAGUUCGUAGAUGUUUUUGUGAUUCUUUUUACUAUAUCAAAUUCUUAUAUUCUGAUCAGGAAAUUUUCUUCAACAGAAGAAACGAAAAUCCAAAUGGCCAAUAUUUCUUCGGUACUAGAAGCAUCAUUUCGUGAAUCGGUUGAAGCAGAACAUUCAUCUCAUUGGGAUGCUGCAAAAAUAGUUUCACUACUUGUUUUUACUAAAUCAUGGAUAGUCAAUGCAAAUAUUGAUCAUGCUUCUGAAGCUCUCUUAGUUCAAGAAGCUGGUGGUAUGGUUUCAGACAUUUAUUCAAAACCAUUAGAUUUUCUUUAG